Molecule: messenger RNA, 486 nt
Organism: Acanthamoeba castellanii str. Neff
Lineage: Eukaryota; Discosea; Longamoebia; Acanthamoebidae
Exons: 1
Coding region: 1-486 (161 amino acids)
Source: RefSeq, a predicted model, not a curated record
AUGUGGGUGGAGGGAUUGGUGGCGUGCGUAGACGAGCGAGGGUUUAGGCCCACGCCGAAGGCCGCUGCCCCAUUCCAGAAGGAGACUCGACAUUGUGGCCCUCUCGGAGGGGAGGGCUUCAAGGUCGAUGAUGAGCGUCGCACCGCCUCAGGCUGGUUGACAGAGCAGGGAAAAGACGCCGGUCCCCUUGGUGGAGGGAUCACAGCCCUGAGUGGGUCCUCUCGGGAAGCUGCGUAUCGACUCCAACACCUCCACUUUUUGUCCGGUGCUUCCUUCUUCUCACUCAACGAACAAGACAAGGUGUCGAAGGUUGGUCACAGGAAAGGAAAAGAGGGGAGGAAAACACAAGUGUUGUUUAUUAGUGAAGAGAAAGGAAGUGCAACAAGGUCAGGGCUAUUGGGGCUGGAGACCUGCACAGAAGGAACACCAAGUGAAUCCCGCCAGGGGCCUCAUGGAGGAGAGGCGGCUGUGUGGAGGGUUACGUAA